This is a messenger RNA of Dalotia coriaria, 315 nucleotides long. RefSeq names its product cuticle protein 70, isoforms A and B-like. The transcript has 2 exons. The record is from RefSeq and is a predicted model, not a curated record. NCBI's taxonomy places the organism in Eukaryota, Metazoa, Arthropoda, Insecta, Coleoptera, Staphylinidae. Bases 1 to 315 code for a protein of 104 amino acids.
AUGUUUAAAAUUAUAUUUGUUGCUUUGUUUUCUGCGGCAAGUGCUGGAGUAAUACACGACCACUAUGGCCCAGCUGGUUUAGUAUUAGGUCCGGUGCCAGCUGCACCUGUGGUACACGCCGCUCCAGUCGUUCAUGCCGCUCCCGUUGCGGUGAAAGCUCAUGUUGCCACCUCGUACGCUAAUUCCAAUCUUGUUGCUUUGCAUCCGCAUCCUGUCGCUGUGGCUCCAGCGCACCCUAUCGUACAUGCCGCCCCUGUUGCACCAUUAGUAUUAGGUCACGGUUUUGGCCCUCAUGGAUUUUACGGACAUCCUUAA